Molecule: messenger RNA, 2907 nt
Organism: Oryzias latipes (Japanese medaka)
Lineage: Eukaryota; Metazoa; Chordata; Actinopteri; Beloniformes; Adrianichthyidae
Source: RefSeq, a predicted model, not a curated record
UCGUUGUCUUUACAAAAUACUUCCAGUUCGUUAUUUAACUUUUGUUGAUGUGUGAGACAAAAAUAAAUACUUGUUAGGUUUCUUUUAAAAUCAAGAAUUUCGUAUGUGGAACUUCAAUCGAAAUAUUUCCACUAUUCUUUAGAUAGUUAUGUACAAGCAGAAUGUUUUGCGGAAGUGGUUUAGUCGGUAACGGUGGGACCAAGCGGCGGAACGAGACUUUUUCUUGUGUUUCAAACAGGCGUACUACCUGAGUUCUCCUUCGUGACUUUAACAUGUUACCUGGUUGGAAAGCAAGCUAACAGAGAGCAACUAUCAACGCGGGGGCGAGUCUGGGUCCAGGCCAGCUGCUUUUGCAGUGCAGUUUAUUAAAGCACAGCCAGGAAGUGACAUUACCAUGGACUUUACAGAGAUUUCUGCCCAACCGACCAAUAGAUUAUCCAGUGUUGGAAGCAAAGAUCCAGUAAUAUUGACAAGCAAUGCAAGCCCCAUCUCAACUGGUUCUGCUGACUCUGAAGUCAGUGACAAAAAGAGGAAAGAAAAGAUUGCAGAGUUAAAAAAAAAAGGAAAGGACCUUCAACAGAUGCUGAAUCAAAAAAUUGAAGAAUUAAAAAGGAUUUGCCUAAGGGAAGCUGAGCUUACCGGUAAAUUACCAAAGGAAUACCCUUUGGACACAGACGACGAGAAGGUUCCUCAAGUACCACGCUGUAUUAGAGAUCCUUUCAGGCUGAAUGAUCCGCCCCCUUGGGACAAGGACCCAGUUUUUAGGGAAUCAGACAAGCAGUUUUUAAGUGAAGGCGACCUCUACAAGACCGUGAAGAGUAAGAGGAGGGAUGAUUACAUGAACGCUGUAAAGAACCAGGAGGAGAGUGAGAAACCAAUAAAUGGCCAAAAGAUCGCAAAAGCAAGAAAAGCCACAAAGGGGGUUUCAUUGGUCCCAACAGGUGAUGUCCACUCUUCAGCAUUCAGCUCUCCAUCACAUAGUCUCUCUCUAGAUGAUGAUUACGAUCUUGGUUCCCAGAGGGAGCAGUUUGGAACAGUCCAGUAUUCUACAGUUCUGCACCAUGCAAAAACUCUGCACAUUCCUCAAAUCAAAGACAGACAACCUCCAGGAAAUGACCAGCUUACAAACAGCAGAUUGAACCAAUCCAACUAUAAAUCCCACCACUACUGUCAAACUGAUGCCAAGUCAAGUUGCAGCACUCGGUCAAGACCAACUUCCAGACGGCCAGAGGAUUCCAACUUCACGUCACCACGCCCACUCCUCUCCUACAGCAACGUACAGCUCAGGUUGGAGAACAACCCCCAAAGUUUCCGUCAGUGCAGUGGGAGUCUGGAGUCCUUGUCUCAAAUAAUGACGGAGACCAAAAACACCACACCGUCCUUUGCCAUUUUCCCAGCUCAAAGGAGCAGCAGCACGGAGGCCCUUGAUGACGUCUCCUCCUACACAAGCCAGUCCAGUGUUGAAUACAAUGCUCCCGCCAGUUGCACCCACAGACGUGGCUACAGAAAAGACCUUUACAGAAACACUGGUAGCAUGCCAAAUCUGGUUGAAUCAGAACCUUCCUGCUACCGGUACCACCCCCCCACUCAAUGCUCAACUGCCUAUUAUGUCGCAGGGUAUCCCAAAUAUGGAAACAUUGAACCUCACUUACCUUAUGGUGGUGAAUCAGAGAGAUACUAUGAUUUCUAUCCACCCUACCACCUCCCACAAGGACCUCAUUACAGGGACAACAUGUACAGUCACUAUGCCUCCAAUGACAUGGACAAUGAUUCAUACAACCCUUAUGCCUCAAUGGGGCCAGCUGGGAACCGUUUUACAGCCCAGAGCUGCAUUCAGCACUCUAAGAGCAUCCAGAAGGCAGUGGUGGCUGAACAUCUGAAAGGCUGGUUCCAAAGAAAUACCACGCAGAGACAAGGAACACACAACUAUGACUAUGAUGGAGUCUACAAGCAAAUGCGGAAGUCUCAAAACUCAGCUGUGUUCUACACCUACAACAACAGGAACAUUACCUCCUCAACAGUGUCCUUCGCUUCCUCAAAUGGAAAUUGGAACACCUACAGGAGUGAUGGUCCUUCAUUAGAUGAGCCAGAUUCAUACCUUUAUAGUGCAGCCUCCAACAGCUUCUCCACCCACAGCAGAUCCUACAUAGAUGCAUCCCACAGCAGCCACAUGCACAAUACCACAACUCAAGGUGACCAGAUAUGCUGGCAUGAAGAUUCAAAACCAGGAACUAUAGUUUAACUGCCUGUCAGAGUGCUGGUAAAUUCUUCUUAAGAGUUUGUCAUUGAGCCUUAAACUGAAUUGAUCUGCUGUUUGAAGAGUAUGGUUGCCAAAUGAAUGCAAACAUCAAAGAAUAUCGGGAUUGUGAGAAGUUAUGACGGGCGUAAAACCCUCUGAAGAAGACGGCAGGCAAGCCAUUGAAACGUGUCAACUACCUCUCUGUCCUUCCGUUGUCUGAUAGAAAAACCUCAUCGACAUGGAAGAUGAAAAGAACUGGAUUUCUCUCAAAUGAACAGAAAGGAAAUCCGUUGCCAUCUUUGACUUGUGCUUAUUUUGGAAACAUUGAUUUUUUUUUGGUUUAAUUUUGGGUCAUUUUAUGAAGAAGUGUUCUUUGACUGAUGCUGCAUUGAAGAAGCAGCAGCAGUCAAACGUGUCAAAGGUCAGUAAACGUCUCUUAGUCUUGAAGUUGAGAGACGUCAUCUGGACUUGUGUAGCUUCAUCAGUGUGCUGACUGAUAUGUAAAUAGUAACUAACCAACUUGUUAGUGUUCUAAAUAUCGGGGUUGUGGUAUUUGAUAGAACAUUUUUUGUAAAACAGAAAAAAAUAAUAUAUUGGUCACAAUUGUUAAGCUGGUUCUUAUUAAUUAGAAUAAUCCUAUUUGAAUAAAGACAAAAGUUUCUGUUUCU